AUGUCAAAACGUCAUUUCGAUAUGAUUUGUCAACGACAUCUGCCACUUAUUGCUGAUCGAAUUAUUGGUCUUAGUCUUUCUGAGCAUGAAGAAACUCCAAAACAGAUUAAUCUAUUUUAUUCUUAUCUUCUAUCAUUUAAUAAAUUUAUUCAAUUGCGAUCACUUUCAAUUAACGGUGUUCGGUCAUAUAAAAUACUAGUAAAAAUUACAGAUGAAUGUCAUCAUCUUUAUAAUCUAACUCAUUUAAACUUCUACAAUUGUUCUUUGGAAGAUAAUCAAGCUGAUUUUCAAUUACUUGUCAACAACAUUUGGAGUUUUUCCAAACUUGUUCACUGUAAUUUUAGUAUUGAUAUCAAAGGAAAAAAGUUUUUUCCUAUACCAAAAAAAAUCUCCUCAUCUCUCGAACGUCUAUCUAUAUAUGGAAGUACACUCAAAUUGCAUGAGAUAAACCGUUUAUUUGAAUAUACAAAUCGUCUUAAAAGUCUUUCAAUAAAUGUCGAAUUCGAUGAUGAUAAUAAUAAUUAUAUAUUAUCUCUAUUUCCAACAUUAAUUGAAUUGCACAUUAGUUGUUCUCAUCAAUUAGACAUCUCAAAAAUGAUUUCUUUAUUGCAAAACACACCUAAUUUACGCCGUUUGAACGUUAGUUUAUGGUUUAACUUCCUCGAUGGUCAUCAAUGGGAACAAAUCAUUUGUAACUACUUGCCCAAGCUCAAAAUAUUUCGACUCGGAAUGGAAGAGACACUUUCUUUUGAUCAAAAUAUAGAAGAACGAGUCGAUGAAUUGAUUAAUUCAUUUCGAAGUUCAUUUUGGAUUGAUGAACAUCAAUGGUUUGUUCGAUGUAUCAUCCAAAAGAAAACUAUUCAUCUUUACACUACAUCUAAAAUAUUUUACAACUACGACAGUGUACUUUUUGGCUCAAUAAGAUCAACUGAUCCACAGGACAAUCAACAAAAGUUUUAUAAUAACAUGACGAGCAUUGUAAAUGAAGCAUUCUUUGACCAACCGAUUCCCUCAUACAUUCGUUUACCUAACAUUGAAUAUCUUUGGAUAAAACUUCCUAUCAAUGAUCAAUUUUGGUCCAUUGUUCCAAGUUUAAAUCGUCUGAAUUCACUUACCGUGGUAUCCUAUAUUGAUACUUUCCAACCUCAAUUAAAAACUUUACUUAAUCGAGCACCUUGUCUUCGUCGACUAUGCAUCACUCAAGAUGCGCCGUUACAUUUACAAAUGUUAUUAUUCCGACACAUAAAUCCGUCAGUUCGUCAACUCGAUUUACGAGACUAUAAUCAUUAUUUCAAUAAAGAAGAGUGCAUUAGAUUGAGUCAUUCAUCAUUAGGUCGUCAAUGUGAAGUUCUUUCUAUCAUGAUUAAUAAUCGUGAAAGUAUUAUUUAUUUUAUCAAAAAAAUGAUCAAUCUCCGUUCAUUAAAUGUUCGAUGUGAAGAUGAAAAGUACUAUAAAGGAUUAGCACUAGCCAAGAACGGCAAUAAUAAAUAUCCUGAUGAAAAAAUACAAAACAAAGAUGAUCUUAUUCAAUGGUUAAAAGAUCAUUUGCCAUCAACAUGUUUGAUCGUAAGAAAUCCCCACUGGAUUAACCAUAUUCUGAUUUGGAUUUGA
Rotaria sordida is the source of this 1611-nucleotide messenger RNA. The record is from the annotation of a GenBank genome assembly. Lineage: Eukaryota; Metazoa; Rotifera; Eurotatoria; Philodinida; Philodinidae.